AUGGCGGGCCGUGGCAAGGCGAUCGGCGCUGGCGCCGCGAAGAAGGCGACGUCGAGGAGCUCCAAGGCCGGGCUCCAGUUCCCCGUCGGCAGGAUCGCCAGGUUCCUCAAGGCCGGCAAGUACGCCGAGCGCGUCGGCGCCGGUGCCCCCGUCUACCUCGCCGCCGUCCUCGAGUACCUCGCCGCUGAGGUCCUGGAGCUUGCAGGGAACGCCGCGAGGGACAACAAGAAGACCCGCAUCGUGCCGCGCCACAUCCAGCUUGCCGUGCGCAACGAUGAGGAGCUGACCAAGCUGCUGGGUGGCGCCACCAUCGCGAGCGGCGGCGUGAUGCCCAACAUCCACCAGCACCUGCUCCCCAAGAAGGCUGCCUCGUCCAAGGCCACUGUCGACGACGACGACAACUGA
Messenger RNA from Miscanthus lutarioriparius, 405 nucleotides. The record is from the annotation of a GenBank genome assembly. Lineage: Eukaryota; Viridiplantae; Streptophyta; Magnoliopsida; Poales; Poaceae.